This is a messenger RNA of Didymodactylos carnosus, 756 nucleotides long. The record is from the annotation of a GenBank genome assembly. Lineage: Eukaryota; Metazoa; Rotifera; Eurotatoria; Philodinida; Philodinidae.
AUGCAUUCUGAUAAGACAACUAAUAUUGCUAUUCUACGAUCGAAUGUACGUGAUAAUCAAAAUGAGAAUGUUGUAUUGCUUAAAACGGGUUCAUUGAAUCCUGUCCAUCGUACUCACAUAUCAAAUUUAGUUCAAACGAAAGAAUAUUUAGAACGAGUUUAUUCUUUCAAUGUACUCGGUGGGUAUAUUUCACCGACGCAUGAUGAAUAUGUUCGUGGUAAAUUGCAGAAUGAAUUUAUCUCGUCCAAACAUCGAAUUGAAAUGUGUGAAAAAGCAAUUGAAGAAUCUGGACAAGAAUCGUGGUUGAGUGUAGAUAGAGCUGAAUGUAUGGCGAGCGGAUUUAUUGAUUUUGAACGUGUGUCUUGUAGUCUCUAUCAUUUUAUCAAUGAUAAACUUAAACUACCAAAAUCUGUACGUGUCAUUUAUGUGAGUGGUCUAGAUUUAUUUAAUAGAUGUAAUGGAAUUGAUUUGUUAAGAAAUUUGAAAAUGGGAGUAGCUGUUGUAUAUCGACCUGAACAACGAGAAACAUUAAUAAAACAGUUGGCAAUCCUAGAUAAAAAUGUAUUCUAUGUACCGAUUGACGACGAAACAAAAAAAACGUUAGUAGAUAUUAGUUCAACAUUAAUUCGAAAAAAUUUCAACAGUAACGAAGAGUGCGAACACUUGACGUACACAUCUGUUUUAAAUUAUUUGAGAUUAAUUAGAAAAAAUCAACACAUGGAAGAGACGGAGAAUGAAGAAAUGGAUGUGGAGUAG